AUGACUCGGAGGUUCACCAUGACGCCGAACUCUAGGAAUCCUGUCAAGACUCCGGUUUCUGGGAUGAAGGUUGCUCCGUUUCCAAGGCACUCGAUAGCAACCGAGGAGGUCAGAAGGAGGGACAUGCGAGUGGUGAGGGAGAAGGGGUAUAGGCAGCAGUGUGUGGAUGGCAUCCUGAGGUUUUUGGUAGAGAAUGGAUAUGACGGACAGGUGUCCCAGAAGAUCCUGCACAAUCCGUCUUCGAAGGACUUCCAAAGCAUCUUCAAGUUUCUGUAUGGAUUUGUUGACGACUUCACGUUUUCCUCGAGGUUUGAGGACGAGGUUGUGAAUGUGAUGAAGAAUCUGAAGUAUCCAUACUGUGGAGAGAUCACCAAGAGCCAACUGAGUGCGAUAACGCCGCACACAUGGCCUGUGAUUCUGAGCAUGUGCAGCUGGCUGGUGGAUUUGAUAAGCCACGGGACGUCUCUUCUCCAGCAGGAGGAGGAAAGAAGUGUGGAGAGCUGCUUCUUCGAGUACGUGUGCGAUGGAUACAUGAGGUUCAUGGAGGGAGAUGAAGACGACACAGCACUUGAGGAGGAGUUUGAGAGGAGGGUUACGGAGAUAUACACGGGGAUAUUCAAGGAGAUUGACAGGAAGAAGGAGGAGCUUAGGAGGAUUGAGGAGAUGAUAAGUGAGGCCAGGAAGAUGUCUGAGGGCAGGGAAGAGCUGGACAGAAAGAAGAGGGAGCUGACUGACGAUCUGAACAUGCUGAUAGCGUCUGAGAAGCAGCUUGAGGGGAAGAAGAGAAAGUAUCUGGGAGCCAUCAGCAGGCUGUCUGAGGAGAUUGUAAAGGUUGAGGAGGAGAUUGAAAGCCUAAGGGCCCAGGAGGACGGGCUGAGGGCACAAAUAACGAAGCAAAGAAUUAAUCCUGAGGAUGUCAAGGAGAUGAAUGCUGAGAAGAUAGAGCUAUUCAAGGAGCUCGAGAGAAUGAAGCCUGAGAAGGAGAGUCUUAUGAAGGUGGUGGGUGAGCAGGAAAGAGAGGCUCAGGAAAGGGCUGAGGAGGUUGAGAAGCUUUUCUUUGAUCUCAAGGGCCUUCGAGACGAGAUUUCACUCAGGAUUGUGAAGGAUGGAAAAGGGGUUCCCAGAGUGGCGAACGAGGUGAGUGGUGAGGUGUUUAGCGGGAUGUCUGGGGUGAUUGUGCGGCUGGAAGAGGAACUGAACAGCAAAAGCGAUGUCCUUGUGACUGCCGAGAUGAACAAAAGCAUACUCGAGGAGGCACGGGGCGAGAAGGAGAGCAUCACCAGCGAGCUGAACAGUAGGCUUGGGUACUACAGUGACAAGCUUGUGAUGGCAGGAAAGCUAUAUCUGGAGAAGAAGGAGAUAUCUGAGAACGAGCAGAGGAAGAGUAAGACAGAGAUGGAGCUACUGGAGAACGAGCUUCUGAAGCUCAAUCUGGAGUCGAACACGUCUCUGCUGAUGAGCGAGCAGAAGCUGCAGAAGGCCAGGAUAGUUCUCGACAGGACGCUCAACUCGAUAAACUACGAGAGAGAAGAAAUCAACAAGAUGAUAUUCGGCUUCUACAAUGCAGCGAUGGACAUACACGCAUCGAUCCAGUCCCAGGUGGGCGACCUGAGGGCUCUGUUGAACAAGUGA
This is a messenger RNA of Encephalitozoon cuniculi GB-M1, 1632 nucleotides long. RefSeq lists its product as uncharacterized. The record is from RefSeq and is marked provisional. Gene Ontology annotation, cellular component: Ndc80 complex. Gene Ontology annotation, biological process: attachment of mitotic spindle microtubules to kinetochore. Bases 1 to 1632 code for a protein of 543 amino acids. The transcript has a single exon. NCBI's taxonomy places the organism in Eukaryota, Fungi, Microsporidia, Unikaryonidae.